ACCUUCCUUGAGUUCCUUGAAGGUGGAGGCCAUGUAUGACAUGUUGCUGAAUUUCUAGAGCCCUGCAUGGGUAAUAGGAUCCCAUUUUUCAUUGGUUGAGUGACCCUGGAAACAGACAAAAGGGGGGUACAUUUCAAACAGCAGUCUGAGGGACUGGUGGUGAGAAGGACCUGGGAAAGGUGGGCACCAACUGAUGGAACCCCACAGGAGAGAUUAGCAGGCAAAGAACGUGAUGAAGAAAAUUCAGGAUGCUGCUUUACCACGUAGAGAAAGUUUCUAAAACAAUCUAAAGGCAACAGAUGGAAAUAAGAACGACCUCAAGCUGGCCGUCUUUGUUCCCAGUCAAGAAACAGCCCGGUCUGAAAUGAGCAACCAGGUGGCCAUAUUUGUUUCUGGCAAUCGUAAGUUGCAAGAGGAGCUAAAGACUCUCACAGCCAUGAUUAGUGCUGGCACAAUACGGUCUCGGCCUUGGACGCCGCUAACUAACGUCAUGGCACUUUUUGCUGAUCCCACCCACCCCAGUUUUAAUCCAGGAGUUUCAGGGUUCUCCCGGCCUCUCCCUAUCCCACGCCUCGAAGCUGGGAAUGCCUAAAGGGAAAACAGAGCGAAGACCCGGAAGUGGUGAGAACCUUCCUAACACGUGAUGAGGGACCCACCGGUACAGUCACGUGACUCGUCAUUCCAGUGUGCGGAAUGGUGAGUUGCUCUUAAAGACCCUCAUCAGCCCCAUCGGAGCCAACUCGGAACUCUCACUGACUUUGGAUCCCUCGGGAGAUCUAAACUUGCUGCCAUGGGAGGCUGUGCGGGCUCGCGGCGGCGCCUUUCGGAUUCGGAGGGGGAGGAGACCGACCCGGCACCUCGGCCCCCUCUGCUGGACCGGCGGGACGCCCAUUGGAAGAACGCGGUGGGCUUCUGGCUCCUUGGCCUCUGCAACAACUUCUCUUAUGUGGUGAUGCUCAGCGCUGCCCAUGACAUCCUUAGUCACCAGAGGGCACCUAGAAACCAGAGCCACGUGGACCCAGAUCCAACGCUCACCCCCCACAAUAGCUCAUCUCGAUUUGACUGUAACUCUGUUUCCACGGCUGCGGUGCUCCUGGCGGACAUCCUUCCCACCCUCAUCAUCAAAUUGCUGGCUCCUCUUGGCCUUCAUCUGCUGCCCUACAGCCCCCGGGUUCUCACCAGUGGAAUUUGUGCUGCUGGAAGCUUCAUCCUGGUUGCCUUUUCUCACUCAGUGGGGACCAGCCUGUGUGGUGUGGUCCUGGCUAGCAUCUCUUCAGGUCUGGGAGAGGUCACCUUCCUCUCACUCACCGCCUUCUACCCCAGGGCUGUGAUCUCCUGGUGGUCCUCAGGUACUGGGGGAGCAGGGCUCCUGGGGGCAUUGUCCUACCUGGGCCUCACUCAGGCUGGCCUCUCCCCCCAGCACACCCUGUUGUCCAUGCUGGGUAUCCCCGCCCUGCUGCUGGCCAGCUAUUUCUUAUUACUCACAUCCCCUGGGCUCCAGGACCCCGGAGGGGAAGAAGAGGCAGAUACGGCAGCCCGGCAGCCCCUGAUAAACAGCGCGGCCGCAGAGUCAAAGCCAGGCUCCAGCUCACACCUCUCCCUUCAGGAAAGGUGGACUGUGUUCAAGGGCCUGCUGUGGUACAUUGUCCCCUUGGUGCUGGUUUACUUUGCUGAGUACUUCAUCAAUCAGGGACUUUUUGAACUCCUUUUCUUCCGGAACACAUUCCUGAGUCAUGCUCAGCAGUACCGCUGGUACCAGAUGCUGUACCAGGCCGGUGUCUUUGCCUCCCGCUCCUCUCUCCGUUGCUGUCGCAUCCACCACACGUGGGCCCUGGCCUUGCUGCAGUGUGUCAACCUGGCCUUCCUGCUGGCAGACGUGUGGCUGAACUUCCUGCCGAGCAUCUACCUCGUCUUCCUGAUUAUUCUGUAUGAAGGGCUCCUGGGGGGCGCAGCCUACGUGAACACCUUCCACAACAUUGCCCUGGAGACCAGUGAUGAGCACCGGGAAUUUGCCAUGGCAACCGCCUGUAUUUCCGACACCUUGGGGAUCUCGCUGUCAGGGCUUUUAGCCCUGCCUCUGCACGACUUCCUCUGCCACCUCUCCUGAUACUCUGGCUCCUUGGGACAGGACAAAGGACACACUGACCUGGGCCAACACUAACAGGCGGGCAGGUCGAACUGACCCCAGACACACAGCCCAGAACCCAUCCAGGAGUUCUGCCCCUAGACAUCCCUGCAUGGUUGGGAUAUAGAAAAGUGCUGAGGCCCCUUUGAUGGGGGUGCAACAGUUUUCCCCCACUCCCAAGAUGGUCCCUAGGAGUUUCCUCUUGGCAUUAUGCUCUUGGAAUAAAUGCAUAUUUUAUCAACGGA
Messenger RNA from Vicugna pacos (alpaca), 2370 nucleotides. RefSeq names its product CLN3 lysosomal/endosomal transmembrane protein, battenin (gene CLN3). The record is from RefSeq and is a predicted model, not a curated record. Gene Ontology annotation, biological process: lysosomal lumen acidification; lysosome organization. Gene Ontology annotation, cellular component: lysosome; membrane. NCBI's taxonomy places the organism in Eukaryota, Metazoa, Chordata, Mammalia, Artiodactyla, Camelidae.